Colletotrichum karsti is the source of this 1383-nucleotide messenger RNA. RefSeq names its product metallopeptidase family M24. The record is from RefSeq and is a predicted model, not a curated record. The coding region runs from base 1 to 1383 and encodes 460 amino acids. Gene Ontology annotation, molecular function: metalloaminopeptidase activity; manganese ion binding. NCBI's taxonomy places the organism in Eukaryota, Fungi, Ascomycota, Sordariomycetes, Glomerellales, Glomerellaceae. The transcript is spliced from 4 exons.
AUGGCUCAAGACUAUGAGACGGUCCUCAAGGGCAAGUACCCGGCCAAGUCCCACGCUCUGCGCGUUGCCGACGAGGUCAAGUCCAAGGUUCCCAAUGCCACCGGCGUCCUCUACGUCGAAGGUCGCAUGACCAAAAUGAUCGAGGACAACGACGAGCCUGAGCCCUUCAGACAGCGCCGUUACUUCUACUACCUGACCGGUUGCCCUCUCGCCGACUGCCACUACGUCUUCGACCUCGAGACCUCCGAGUCGACCCUGUUCAUUCCUCCCAUUGAUCCCGAUAGCGUCAUCUGGUCUGGCCUCCCCGUCAGCGCCGCCGAGGCCAAGGAACUGUACGAUGUCGACCACGUCAAGUACACCAAUGACGUAAACGCUGAGCUUGCCAAGCUCGGAAAGGGCAACAAGACCGUCUUCGCCAUCGAGGGACAGGUUCUGGACAGCGUUACCUUCCUCGAGUUCGAGGGCAAGAACUUCAGCGUCUUGAAGGAUGCCAUUGAGCGUUCCCGUGUGGUCAAGGAUGAAUACGAGGUUGCCCUCACCAGGAAGGCCAACGCUGUUUCCACCAUCGCCCACCACGCUGUGGUCGAAAAGGUGAAGAAGGCCAAGAACGAGAGCGAGCUGUACGCCACUUUCCUGUACCACAGCAUCUCCAAUGGCGCUACCAACCAGGCUUACCACGGCAUCUUUGCCGCAGGCCGUGCCGCUGCCACUCUGCACUACGUUGCCAACGAUGCCCCUCUUUCUGGCAAGCUCAACCUUCUGCUGGACGCUGGCAUGGAGUGGAACUGCUAUGCCUCUGAUAUUACGCGAACCUUCCCCAUCUCCGGCAAGUUCAGCAAGGAAUCCCGCCAGAUUUACGACAUUGUGUUGAAGAUGCAGCUGGAGACCACCGCGGCUCUCAAGGAGGGUGUUGUCUGGGACGACAUCCAUCUCUUGGCGCACAAGAUUGCCAUUGAUGGCCUCCACUCCGUUGGCAUCUUGAAGGGCGACAAGGAAGAGAUUCUCAAGAGCCGCACCAGCGUCGCCUUCUUCCCCCACGGUCUUGGCCACUACCUCGGAAUGGACACCCACGACGUCGGCGGCAACCCCAACUAUGCCGACACGGACCCCAUGUUCCGCUACCUGCGUGUUAGAGGCAAACUGCCUGCUGGCAGCAUUGUUACCGUCGAGCCCGGUAUCUACUUCUGCAACUUCAUUAUUGAGCCCUACCUCAAGGACCCUGUCCACUCCAAGUUUAUUGACACCGCCGUCCUGGAAAAGUACUGGGAUGUUGGUGGCGUGAGAAUCGAGGACAACAUCCUCAUCACGGCUGACGGAAGCGAAAACUUGACACCUACCAUCAAGGAUCCCGAUGAAUUGGAGAAGAUCAUUCAGGCCAGCUAA